This is a messenger RNA of Peronospora matthiolae, 1365 nucleotides long. The record is from the annotation of a GenBank genome assembly. Lineage: Eukaryota; Oomycota; Peronosporomycetes; Peronosporales; Peronosporaceae.
AUGUGGCAAUUUGCUGUCCCCGUGCUCUUCAUGGAGAUAUUCGUCGACACGUUGCUGCCCAGUGCGUGCUUCUCACUCGUCGUGUACGCAACGUGCCUCGUCGCAAUACCAUCGGUAGGAAGACAACUUGAUGCUGGAAAUCGCUGGCAGGUCAUGCGACUCGCUAUCGUGCUGGAAAACAUCAUGAUUGUCGCUAGUGCUGUGCUGGUGGGAGCCAUACUGCUCUUGACAGGCGCGGACGGGCUGCACAAACCAAAAUGCACAUGGUCGUUGAUGCUAUUGUUUGCCGGCACGCUCGUUUGUGGCGGAGUGGGCCAGGUGCUUAGCGAGGCACAGACACUGAGCAUUGAGCGCGACUGGGUCGUGAUCAUAGCACAGGACGGUGGAUCAAAGCGUUCGGAUGCACUGGCAGGCCUCAACACUACCCUCCGGCGCAUCGAUCUCGCGUGUAAACUGCUGGGACCUCUUGCAUUCGGUUUCAUCGUCGAUUAUGCAGGUCGCAAUUCCACCACGCGUGUCAUGAUCGGCGCAUCAACAGUGGCAAUCUGGAACUGCCUCUCCACUCCACUUGAGUACUUCAUGAUGCGAGACAUUUACCGGCUUGUACCUGAGCUAUCAAAUAAGGAAAAAGACUCGGAAUCCGAAGAGUACCAGCAGCUGCAAGACGCAGCUGAUGGUCAAAGUGCGCUGUCAAGCUACGCGGCACAGUGGAGACACUUCACGCGGCAUCCGGUAUUCCUGCUGAGCUUUUCCUACUGCGCUCUAUAUAUGACGGUCCUCGACAAUGGCUCGCUAAACACAGCGUACCUCAAGUGGCGGGGUGUACCCAACUCGCUCUUGGGCUUAAGUCGUGGUGUCGGUGCAGUCUUCGGGCUUCUGGGCACGUUGCUGUUUCCAUACUUGCGACGUGCCAUUGUCCAACUGGAGCGGGUUGCAGUAUUGAGUAUCUGGCUGGUUUGGUUGAGCCUUGUGCCAGUAGUACUGCUCUUAAUGCUCGUCGGUGAGUCACGCGUGUCAGACCACGUCAUGUUGAGCUGCAUGGUUGGCGCACGCAUGUGGCUCUGGAGUGCGGAUCUUGCCCAGACGCAGCUCAUGCAGGAAUGGGUUGAGCCCGGCCGUCGCGGGGCCAUCAAUGCAAUGCAGACGGCUACGUGCCAGUUGUUUUACAUACUCAUUCAGCUGAUGGGCGUCGUUUUCCACGAUCCCAGUCAGUUCGAAGCGCUCGUGUUCUUCUCCGUUGCCGCCGUGUUCGCGGCAGCAAUAGGGUUCACGCUCUGGGGCGUCAAGUUUGGCCGGCAUCGAAGUCUGUACGUGCAGCAGGAUGAGACAAUCGAGAGUGUCAAGGCCGUGAGCUCAAGGUCGUAG